Callithrix jacchus (white-tufted-ear marmoset) is the source of this 4642-nucleotide messenger RNA. NCBI's taxonomy places the organism in Eukaryota, Metazoa, Chordata, Mammalia, Primates, Cebidae. The record is from RefSeq and is a predicted model, not a curated record.
CUGCCACUGCAACCACUCCCACGCGGCGGCGCUGCGCAGGCGCAGAAGCCCGGAACCUCCGCGCGGAGCUUCCGGGCCCAACCGGACCCAGUUCGCCGCCGUCCCGGUCCCCCUCGAGUGGGCUCCAACUGCCAGCCGGGGUUGGCGCCAUGUACGCGGUGUACAAACAGGCGCAUCCGCCCACGGGCCUGGAAUUCUCCAUGUACUGUAACUUCUUCAACAACAGCGAGCGCAACCUCGUGGUGGCCGGGACCUCGCAGCUCUACGUGUACCGCCUCAACCGCGACGCCGAGGCUCUGACCAAGAAUGACAGGAGCGCAGAGGGGAAGGCCCACCGGGAGAAGCUCGAACUCGCCGCCUCCUUCUCCUUCUUUGGCAAUGUCAUGUCCAUGGCCAGCGUGCAGCUGGCGGGAGCCAAGCGGGAUGCCCUGCUCCUGAGCUUCAAGGAUGCCAAGCUGUCAGUGGUAGAGUAUGACCCGGGCACCCACGACCUGAAGACCCUGUCGCUGCACUACUUUGAGGAGCCUGAGCUUCGGGAUGGGUUUGUGCAGAAUGUACACACACCACGCGUGCGGGUGGACCCCGAUGGGCGCUGCGCAGCCAUGCUCGUCUACGGCACACGGCUGGUGGUCUUGCCCUUCCGCAGGGAGAGCCUGGCCGAGGAGCAUGAGGGGCUCGUGGGUGAGGGGCAGAGGUCCAGCUUCCUGCCUAGCUAUAUCAUCGACGUGCGGGCCCUGGACGAAAAGCUACUCAACAUCAUCGACCUGCAGUUCCUGCACGGCUACUACGAGCCCACCCUGCUCAUCUUGUUCGAGCCCAACCAGACCUGGCCCGGGCGUGUAGCUGUGCGGCAGGACACGUGCUCCAUCGUGGCCAUCUCACUGAACAUCACACAGAAGGUGCACCCUGUCAUCUGGUCCCUCACCAGCCUGCCCUUUGACUGCACCCAGGCUCUGGCCGUGCCCAAGCCCAUAGGUGGGGUGGUGAUCUUUGCCGUCAACUCGCUGUUGUACCUGAACCAGAGUGUCCCCCCGUAUGGUGUGGCUCUCAACAGCCUCACCACAGGCACCACGGCUUUCCCACUGCGCACCCAGGAGGGUGUGCGGAUCACCCUGGACUGUGCCCAGGCCACCUUCAUCUCCUACGACAAGAUGGUCAUCUCCCUCAAGGGCGGCGAGAUCUACGUGCUGACCCUCAUCACUGAUGGCAUGCGCAGUGUCCGAGCGUUCCACUUUGACAAGGCGGCCGCCAGCGUCCUCACCACCAGCAUGGUCACCAUGGAGCCUGGGUACCUGUUCCUGGGUUCUCGCCUGGGCAACUCCCUCCUCCUCAAGUACACAGAGAAGCUACAGGAGCCCCCAGCCAGUGCCGUACGCGAGGCUGGAGACAAGGAAGAGCCUCCUUCAAAGAAGAAGCGUGUGGAUGCCACGGCUGGUUGGUCAGCUGGGGGCAAGUCGGUGCCACAAGACGAGGUGGACGAGAUCGAAGUCUAUGGCAGCGAGGCCCAGUCAGGCACACAGCUGGCCACCUACUCAUUUGAGGUGUGUGACAGCAUCCUUAACAUCGGACCCUGUGCCAAUGCCGCCAUGGGCGAGCCUGCCUUUCUCUCUGAAGAGUUUCAGAACAGCCCUGAACCAGACCUGGAGAUUGUGGUUUGCUCCGGCCACGGCAAGAACGGGGCUCUGUCCGUGCUGCAGAAGAGCAUCCGGCCCCAGGUGGUGACAACCUUUGAGCUUCCAGGCUGCUAUGACAUGUGGACGGUCAUCGCUCCGGUGCGUAAGGAGGAGGAGGAGAAUCCCAAGGGGGAGGGCACAGAGCAGGAACCCAGCACCCCUGAAGCAGAUGAUGACAGCCGCAGACACGGAUUCCUGAUUCUGAGCCGGGAAGACUCAACCAUGAUCCUGCAGACGGGGCAGGAGAUCAUGGAGUUGGACACCAGCGGCUUUGCCACGCAGGGCCCCACAGUCUUUGCUGGGAACAUUGGGGACAACCGCUACAUCGUCCAAGUGUCACCGCUGGGCAUCCGCCUACUGGAAGGAGUGAAUCAGCUGCACUUCGUCCCUGUGGACCUGGGCGCCCCCAUCGUGCAGUGUGCUGUGGCCGACCCCUAUGUGGUCAUCAUGAGCGCCGAGGGCCACGUCACCAUGUUUCUGCUGAAGAGCGACUCCUACGGCGGCCGCCACCACCGCCUGGCCCUGCACAAGCCCCCGCUGCACCAUCAGUCCAAGGUGAUCACGCUGUGCCUGUACCGAGACCUCAGCGGUAUGUUCACCACAGAGAGCCGUCUGGGCGGGGCCCGUGACGAGCUGGGGGGCCGCAGCGGCUCGGAGGCCGAGGGUCUGGGCUCAGAGACGAGCCCCACAGUCGAUGAUGAGGAGGAGAUGCUGUAUGGGGAUUCUGGCUCCCUCUUCAGCCCCAGCAAGGAGGAGGUCCGAAGAAGCAGCCAGCCCCCUGCUGACCGGGACCCUGCACCCUUCCGGGCAGAGCCCACCCACUGGUGCCUGCUGGUGCGGGAGAAUGGCACCAUGGAGAUCUACCAACUUCCUGACUGGCGGCUGGUGUUCCUGGUGAAGAACUUCCCUGUGGGGCAGCGGGUCCUUGUGGACAGUUCCUUUGGACAGCCCACCACACAGGGCGAAGCCCGCAGGGAGGAAGCCACACGCCAGGGGGAGCUGCCCCUGGUCAAGGAGGUGCUGCUGGUUGCUCUGGGCAGCCGCCAGAGCAGGCCCUACCUGCUGGUGCAUGUGGACCAGGAGCUGCUUAUCUAUGAGGCCUUUCCCCAUGACUCUCAACUCAGCCAGGGCAAUCUCAAAGUCCGCUUUAAGAAGGUCCCUCACAACAUCAACUUCCGUGAGAAGAAGCCGAAGCCGUCGAAAAAGAAAGCAGAAGGUGGCAGCACGGAGGAGGGGGCUGGGGCACGGGGCCGCGUGGCACGUUUCCGCUACUUCGAGGACAUUUAUGGCUAUUCAGGGGUAUUCAUCUGCGGCCCCUCCCCUCACUGGCUCCUGGUGACCGGCCGAGGGGCACUGCGGCUGCACCCCAUGGGUAUUGACGGCCCUGUCGACUCUUUUGCUCCAUUUCACAACAUCAACUGUCCCCGUGGCUUCCUGUACUUCAACAGACAGGGUGAGCUGAGGAUCAGUGUCCUGCCUGCCUACCUGUCCUAUGACGCCCCGUGGCCUGUCAGGAAGAUCCCGCUGCGCUGCACAGCCCACUAUGUGGCUUACCAUGUGGAGUCCAAGGUGUAUGCUGUGGCCACCAGCACCAACACGCCGUGCACCCGCAUCCCACGCAUGACUGGCGAGGAAAAGGAAUUUGAGACCAUCGAGAGAGAUGAGCGGUAUAUCCACCCCCAGCAGGAGGCCUUCUCCAUCCAGCUCAUCUCCCCGGUUAGCUGGGAGGCCAUUCCCAAUGCCAGGAUCGAGCUGCAGGAGUGGGAGCAUGUGACCUGCAUGAAGACAGUGUCGCUGCGCAGUGAGGAGACUGUGUCAGGCCUCAAAGGCUACGUGGCCGCUGGGACCUGCCUCAUGCAAGGCGAGGAAGUCACAUGCCGAGGGCGGAUCUUGAUCAUGGAUGUAAUUGAGGUGGUGCCUGAGCCCGGCCAGCCCUUGACCAAGAACAAGUUCAAAGUCCUUUAUGAGAAGGAGCAGAAGGGGCCAGUGACUGCCCUGUGCCACUGCAACGGCCACCUGGUGUCAGCCAUCGGCCAGAAGAUUUUCCUGUGGAGCCUGCGGGCCAGCGAGCUGACAGGCAUGGCCUUCAUCGACACACAGCUUUACAUCCACCAGAUGAUCAGCGUCAAGAACUUCAUCCUGGCAGCCGAUGUCAUGAAGAGCAUCUCGCUCCUGCGCUACCAGGAAGAGAGCAAGACGCUGAGCCUUGUGUCACGGGAUGCCAAGCCCCUGGAGGUGUACAGCGUGGACUUCAUGGUGGACAACGCCCAGCUGGGUUUUCUGGUGUCUGACCGGGACCGCAACCUCAUGGUGUACAUGUACCUGCCCGAAGCCAAGGAGAGUUUUGGGGGCAUGCGCCUCUUGCGCCGGGCAGACUUUCACGUGGGUGCCCAUGUGAACACGUUCUGGAGGACCCCGUGCCGAGGGGCCACUGAGGGGCUCAGCAAAAAGUCGGUCAUGUGGGAGAAUAAGCACAUCACGUGGUUUGGUGAGUGUCGGGGGGCAGGUGUGUCUGGGUUAGGGGGGAGCCCUAAGUUUGGCCUGGCUCACACUGCAACCCCCACAGCCACCCUGGACGGCGGCAUCGGGCUGCUGCUACCCAUGCAGGAGAAGACCUAUCGGCGGCUGCUGAUGCUGCAGAACGCGCUGACCACCAUGUUGCCACACCAUGCAGGCCUCAACCCCCGUGCCUUCCGGAUGCUGCACGUGGACCGCCGCACACUCCAGAAUGCCGUGCGCAAUGUGCUGGAUGGGGAGCUGCUCAACCGUUACCUGUACCUGAGCACCAUGGAGCGCAGUGAGCUGGCCAAGAAGAUUGGCACCACACCUGACAUUAUCCUGGACGACUUGCUGGAGACAGACCGUGUCACUGCCCACUUCUAGCCCCUUGGAUGCCACUGCCACCACCACACUGCACUACCUCCCGCCCCCUCUUUUGUAUAAAACACAAAGAAAACAUUUUUGUUUGA